Messenger RNA from Salarias fasciatus (jewelled blenny), 2920 nucleotides. It is a transcript of the gene insm1a, whose product is annotated as insulinoma-associated 1a. The coding region runs from base 364 to 1737 and encodes 457 amino acids. The transcript has a single exon. The record is from RefSeq and is a predicted model, not a curated record. Lineage: Eukaryota; Metazoa; Chordata; Actinopteri; Blenniiformes; Blenniidae. Gene Ontology annotation, biological process: negative regulation of transcription by RNA polymerase II; regulation of cell cycle process; neuron differentiation. Gene Ontology annotation, cellular component: nucleus; transcription repressor complex. Gene Ontology annotation, molecular function: DNA-binding transcription repressor activity, RNA polymerase II-specific; RNA polymerase II cis-regulatory region sequence-specific DNA binding.
UACAUCUGCUUUGCAAUCUGCAAAUCCUCCCCUCCACCGCCCUCCCCUCCACCAAACCUCUCUCCAUCCUCCCACACCCACUCCCCAAAUCCACAGGGGACCUCGACUCCUUCUGAUUGGUCGGGGAUGAGGCAACGAGGGGGGGACGGGAACAAUGUCAUCAUGUCGCCUUAAAAAGAGUGCAGCUAUGUUGUGGUGAAAGCACCUCGGGAGGAGAACACGGGAUCAAUAGCAAACAACAACAACAACAACAACCAAAAAAGACGCAUCAGAUGUGCGCGUCCGCGAGCGGCUGAAAGUGGAUUCCUUCUCCCCGCAGCAGCAGCGUCCAAAGUGCCUUCAGCUCUCCGUCCAAACGCAAACAUGCCGAGAGGAUUUCUGGUGAAAAGGAACAAGAAAAUCAACCCGGUGUCGUACCGGGUCCGCUCAGACGACGAGGAUGCGGAGCAAGCGGUGUCUGACGCGCCGCCGCGGUCCUCCUCCUCCUCCUCCUCCUCUUCCUCCAUCUCCUCCGUGCCGGUGCGCACACAGACGCCGACGCCCACCUGCGGGGCGGCGGCCACGGCUCCAGAGCCGGAUGCCAGACCCAUGCAGUUCGGGAACCCGGAGGCGGUGUACCAAGCGCUGUACAGCCCCACCCGCCCCGUCAGCCGCGACCACGACCGCUCCUACUUGGAGAGGCGCUUCAACCUCGGAUCGCCGGUGUCCGCGGAGUCUUUCCCCACACCGGCCGGUCUCACCGCUCUGGACCACAUCUUCGCUCCGGUGGACCUGAAGAUCGCCUCCAGCAGCAGCGCCGCAUCCAGCGGCAGCCUCCCGCCGGCCGCCGCCGCCGCCGUCGCCGCUGCCGCCGGCGGCUCCAAGCGCGCGUCCGGAGACACUGAGCGCAAAGGCAAGCCGCCCUCCAAGAAAACCAAAGCGAUCCGGAAACUGCACUUUGAGGACGAUGUCACCACGUCUCCGGUGCUCGGGCUGAAGAUCAAAGAAGCGCCCGUGGACCAGAACCCCGCCAGACCGCAGACCGCCGGAGGAGACCGCGUCCCGCGCGGGGACUUCGUGUGCCAGCUGUGCCGGGAGGCUUACGCAGACCCUUUCGCUCUGGCGCAGCACAAGUGCUCCCGGAUCGUCCGGGUCGAGUACAGGUGUCCCGAGUGCGACAAGGUCUUCAGCUGCCCGGCCAACCUGGCCUCUCACCGGCGCUGGCACAAGCCCAAGCCGCAGAACGUGGACAGCGGCGACAAGGGCAAAGCUGCGCCCGACGAGUCCAAGGACUCCAGCGACAGGGACACACCCAGCCCGGAGCCGUCCGAGUCCGGGUCCGAGGACGGCCUGUACGACUGCACUCACUGCGGGAAGAGGUUUAAGCGCCAGGCGUACCUGAGGAAGCACCUGGCGUCGCAGCACGGCUCCCCGAAGCCGGCGGCGGCGGAGGAGGAGGAGGAGGACGCACCGGGCUGCGCGCACGGCGCGCCGCAGAGCGCAGCGCACAGCGCGGCCCCGCUCAACCUGAGCGCCUCCACCUGCCACCUGUGCCCCGUCUGCGGGGAGAGCUUCACCAGCAGGGGCAGCCAGGAGCGCCACAUCCGCCUGCUGCACUCCUCCCAGGUCUACCCGUGCAAGUACUGCCCGGCCGUGUUCUACAGCUCCCCGGGACUCACCAGGCACAUCAACAAAUGCCACCCGUCCGAGAACCGGCAGGUGAUCCUGCUGCAGAUGCCGCUGCGCCCCGCCUGCUGAUCCGGGACUGACCGGGAUUCAGGAUUCACAGUCAAGCACUGCUUCUGGGACAACACUGGUGUUGCACUGCAAAAAUAUCAGCAUCUGUAAACAAACAAACAGAAGAGAAAAUAAGUACUUUUCUACAAAGCGGUUGCGCCUAAUUGGUCGAAUAUCAUUUGAUUUGAUUAAUCCAUCCGGUUUCUUCACAUUUGCAGAACUUUUUGACACAUCAAAGCACAAAAAAAAAUCAUAAAAAAAUAAAGUCGAUUUCUUGUGCUUCACUGGGAGGAAAGUCGAAAGUUUUGCAGUGUAACUCCUUAAGCACAGAAAAAAAGUCAGAAAUGUCAAGCCUUCACGUGCAGCUGGCAGGGAGUCAGUGCCUUGCAGGUUCUGAGUGUGUUUGCGUGCGCGUGCGUGCUUGAGCCCCAGCCUAUAACCCAACGUCUGAAGGAUCUUUUUGACGCCACUCAAAAUGAUGAGGAAAAAAAGCAUUAGACUGUUAAUUUAUUUUUCUAGCAUCUCUGCACAAGUGCUAUUAGCUCCUAGACCUAAGAGAGGGCGCGACCUGUGCCUGUGGCCCAACGGAAACAGAGUUCACAGGCCUGAGCUGACCUUUUCUCAUCACUCCGAUUAGCUUUAACAUAGCUUGUGGAUCUGUGGAUCAGUAGCUGUCGCCUGAAAACACAAAAGAGUAAAGACUAGUGUAGCCGGUAAUGCCUUUGGAUUAGAAACUCCUGCUGUAAAACUGCCUUAAACCCAACUGAUUGUUUUUCUGUUUUGUUUUCUGAUCACUUAUUUAUCACUGGCUGGGUAUAUGAUUAUUGUUUUCUACAAAGCCUUCUGUAUUACCGAUAUACAGUAUAUCUAAUCUUUUUUUUUUGUCUAUUAUUUAUGUAUUUAUUAAAUUAUUUGUGUAAAUUAUUGCUCUGUGUGGUCAAACCCGUGAUCUGUUGCUGUGUCUUUUCAUGAAGUAGCCAAAUUUUCUUUAAUUUAUUUGGAUACGGCUCGUUUCUUUAUAGCAAUCAAUGACUUUUCUCAGCCUAUCCAGACUAAAAAUCAAAUGCAAUCAUGUUUUUUUUUCUUCAUUUUAUUUAUUUAUUUUUCUUUAAGGAUGUUGCUUUCUUUGUAACUCUUAGCUCUUAUACUGCUUUGGAUGUUUCUGCAGUAUUUUGCUAAAUGUCCAAAAACCAAUAAAAACCAA